Molecule: messenger RNA, 2279 nt
Organism: Danaus plexippus (monarch butterfly)
Lineage: Eukaryota; Metazoa; Arthropoda; Insecta; Lepidoptera; Nymphalidae
Gene: Trp1
Product: translocation protein SEC62
Exons: 8
Coding region: 122-1276 (384 amino acids)
Biological process (GO): post-translational protein targeting to membrane, translocation
Cellular component (GO): endoplasmic reticulum; endoplasmic reticulum membrane
Source: RefSeq, a predicted model, not a curated record
GUAUGUUUAAUAAUUAACAUUUGUUAAAGUGCUGGCAACAUUUUAAACUCAGUGCGUCACAGAAAUUGUAGAAAUAUUUUAUUUUCAUUAAGAGCCGCUACGUUGACAAAUUUAUGUUAUAAUGGCAGACAAAAGGAAAACUAAAAAACGAAAAGAGGAAUUCGGUGAACCCUCUGAAUCUGAGAAGCCCACAAGCGAGGAGUACGCCGUCGCUAAAUGGCUAAAGGCGAACGUACCCACGAAGAAGACAAAGUUCCUUAAUCAUCACGUAGAAUACUUCACAGGCACAAGAGCAGUGGACGCGUUAUUGACAUCAAAAUGGGCGACUGGCAAGAACCCCAUUUUCACUACCAGACACGACAUCACAGACUUCCUUCACCUAAUGCUCUUACACAAACUCUUCCACAGAGCUAAAAAGGUGCCAGUGACAGAGCAGGAGCUUAAAGGAAAAUCGAGGAAGAAAGAUGUCGAAAAGACGAGUAAGAGUGGGGAUGAACAAGACGAGAAGAAUCAGAGUGCUUGUGAGGGAAAAGAAACCAAAGACAAAGACGGCAAAGAUAAGGACAAAGAGAAGAAAAAGAGGAAGAUCCGUCUGGAGAUGCACAUGGAGCAAGUUUUCUUAGACACUAAUGACGCGUACGUCUGGCUCUACGACCCCAUGCCCUGGUACUAUUGGCUAUGUGGAGCAUUGCUGCUAGUGGGCACUGUAGGGGUCUGCAUGUUCCCGCUAUGGCCGGCCACUGUUAGGAAGGGUGUGUACUAUCUGAGUAUAGCGGCGGCUGGUUUCCUGGUACUGAUCAUAGCGUUGGCUGUACUCAGAGUGGUAGUGUUUUGUACUGUUUGGGUCGCAACACUCGCUAGACAUCAUCUCUGGUUACUUCCAAAUCUGACUGAAGACGUUGGAUUCUUUGCCUCAUUCUGGCCGCUGUAUAAGUACGAAUAUCGCGGUCCCGGUUCGGAGAGCGAUAAAUCGUCUAAAAGCAAGAAGAAACGCAAGAAAGAAAAACAUUCAGACGACGAGGAGGAAAAGACAGCUCUCAUGAAGGAAUCGGAGGCAAAGGAAGUUAAAGAGAAAAAAGUAGUCUCUGAAACGGCCGACACUACAGACAAUAAGUAUGGAGUCAACGAAAAGGAGGAACCACCGCAGCCUGAAACAUCGGAACAAACGGACAAACUGUCGGAAUCAGAAUCUGAAAACAGCCAGAGGUCAUCGACCGACAGAGACUUCGAGAUGAUAGAUACAGCUGAUGUAGACGAACAUGCACACACACACUAACGCAAACACAUACACUCUAAUAAACACACACUUGUACUAACAUAACACAAGCGAUGCGCAGGCGCACGCACACUAGCGACACUAUUAAAAUAUAUAAAAAAGUGUGUUAGUGCACUCACACUUACACACACGUGUAUGUGUGUGUGACUAUUAAGUAUGUGUUUUUGUCGUCAUCGUCAUUAUUAGUGAAAUGCACACAACUUUAUAUACAUGUGUGUGUGAACGAUAGUGUGUUCACUAUGAUACAUAUGUGUUUUAUAUUUUGGGACAGCUGAUAAUGUUCUAGCACUAUUAUAUAUAUGUAUUUUGAUUUACAUUUUUAUGUUUCCGACGUCUAUGAUUUUAUUUGUAUUAAGAUUAUAUUUUUUUUAAUAAAAAUAAAAUCGUCUGUAACCUUCUAUAUCAUUAACAAUCUGUUUUCCUUUUUCAAAUAAAAUGCAUUUAAUUUAUAUUAAAAAAAAAAAAAAUUGUUCUGUGGACCAAUUUUAUUUCGCCUAUAUAUUUUUAAGAUCGACUAUUAGGAAUGUAUUUUAUCGCCUGUCCCAUUUUAUUGAUAUGAACCGAAAUUUUCACGGAUCGUAAUUGUCAAAACAUUGAACCGUGUACAUUACAGACGAAAAUAAUUAUCGUAAAAAUUAAAUAGACUAUAAAAUUAGUGACAUUAUUUAAAUAUAGCAAAAAUUAAAUAAGUAUUUAUUAAAUCAUUUUGCACAUUUUUUCGAUUCGAUGAUUGUUGCUUUUGGUUGAAAUGAAAAUUUUAUAUUUUUUUAUUUAUUUUUUGUUUUGGCCUUUCUAUUUUAAGGCCUACGGUUCGAUCGAAAAUAGACUUUAAUACACAUGCAUAAUAUUCAUUUCGGCAUUUCAGCUUGUCAAUUAAGACAUUAGCAAUGUUAAAUAAUACUUUUUGAACUAGCAAAUAAAUGGUAUUGUAAAUAAGCUCUCGUUACAAGAUCCUGUUCACAAAUGACGAUGUAUGAUAAUCAAAUAAAAUAUAUAACAUUCA